Pistacia vera is the source of this 1162-nucleotide messenger RNA. Its product is annotated as prostatic spermine-binding protein-like. The coding region runs from base 238 to 855 and encodes 205 amino acids. NCBI's taxonomy places the organism in Eukaryota, Viridiplantae, Streptophyta, Magnoliopsida, Sapindales, Anacardiaceae. The record is from RefSeq and is a predicted model, not a curated record. The transcript is spliced from 2 exons.
CUAUCAAGUAUCACCACAAAAAUACAUAUUGUUUCAUCUUAGCCGUCCAAUAUCUUGACACGUCAUCAAUCCGCGUGAACCCUGCGUUUCAACGGCUCAGAUCACAGUUGCAGACACUACUGGUACAACGAACGAACAAGCUCCUAUCCUCGCCUCUCUUCCCCUGUUUUCCAAAUUUUUUCCUUGAAAAAAUAAAAAUUUAAUUUUUUCUCGAGAAAAUUUGUGCAAGCUUUGAACAUGGAAGAAGAGAAGAAAAUUCAACCGGAAACUGAAGAAGAGGAAGAUAUAAUUCUCUUGAGUGAAGGAAGCGAAGAAGAGACGGAGACUGAGACAAAAGAUGGUGUAGAGGAAGAAGAAGACGGAGAUAACGAUGACGACGAAGAUGACGACGAUGACGACGACGACGACGACGACGAAGAUGAAGAGGAAGUAGAUGAUGAUGAUGACGUGCAGGUUUUGCACUCAACUAGUGGACCGCCGGUUCAUUCAGCUGAUGAUGAGGAAGACGAUGAAGAUGACGACGAUGACGACGAGGAUGAUGACGGUGACGGAGACGAUGACGACGAUGACGAUGACGACGACGAGAAUAACGACGAGGACGAGGACGGUGGAGAAGAGGAGGAUCUAGGAACCGAAUACCUCGUCCGGCCAGUUGGUCGUGCUGAAGACGAGGAAGAUGCCAGUGAUUUCGAACCAGUAGAGAACGGUGACGAUGAAGAAAUCAAUGAAGAGGAAGACGACGAAGAUGACGGAAAGGUUGAGGCUCCACCUAAAAGGAAAAGAACAGAUAGGGAUGAUUCAGACGACGACGAUGAUGAUGGUGGAGAGGAUGAUGAGAGACCAUCCAAGCGAUAGGGCUGGGCCCCGUCUUGGUUUGAGGACUGACCAUUGACAUAUAGGUCAAUCUCUCUACCUCUAUCUUAAAUCCAUCUCCUUUCUGUAGAAAGAAGGAUAGGAUGAUUGUGUUUUUCGAUCCUGUAUUAUCAUCCUGAUUACUAUUUUAGGUUAUAUGUUUCAUUUGGGUAAUGCAUAGUUUAUGUUGCGGUGUUUGUGAAAAACUAUCUGAAACAGUUGGUUUAGAAUUUGUGUAAGUUAUGAUCCUUAGAUAAGUUGUAGACUCUUCAAAACUUUCAUCUGUUAGGUUUUACUGCAGAUUUCUAGA